Porites lobata is the source of this 8048-nucleotide messenger RNA. The record is from the annotation of a GenBank genome assembly. NCBI's taxonomy places the organism in Eukaryota, Metazoa, Cnidaria, Anthozoa, Scleractinia, Poritidae.
GAUAAAAUAGCAAGAACAUCUCUUUUAACUUAAAGUCAGUUCUGAGUGUUGAUUACAGCUGCACCCAACGAUAAGUUGACAUCAUGAGCGCUAUUUCCAUCUUCAUCACUGUUUUGGCUCUCCUAGUUCCAAGUGAAAGGUACGUAUUAACCACUUGUUUUAACUUCACCACUAAAAAUUCAGUUGUUUCUACAGAUUCGGGGGAGUCCUCAGUAGACUUUGGAAUUUUUUUUUCGUAAGUGCAAGUACAGAAAAGUUAUGUUUGCGAGGAUUAACUACUGAAAGCGGUGAAUGUCAGAAGUUAUUUGUGUGACUUGAAAGGUAUGCAUUAGGUAUUAGUGAGCUUAACGCCUUUAGGGUUGGCGAUUCCCGGAGUCUGCUACCGCAUUCCGGCCAAGUAAGUGACGAAAAUAAAAUGAAACAAAUUUAAUAUGCUGUCAAUUAGCAAAAAUAAAGAGAGGUUAACGUCAAACUGGCGGCAAACUCGUAUUUGUACCAUAUAACCAAGUUUCCCCAUUAUACUUGUCGUUUAUUGUUCAUUAUUUCUACACAUAAAUUAGUAGUUUCACGCAAUUUUUUGUCCAUCCAUAAGAAUUGUUUUUAUCUGUUUUUAUCUGCUCACUUCCUAUUUUGAGAAAUUCUCGACCUGAAUUGAUAUUUGAUGUUUGCCCGUUGCGUUAAUACGUGAAGCUCAACCUCAGUCUCUUAUGAUUCACCCACCUCUAACAUGCAAUUUGUAAUUUAAAAGGCUACUAGCUUAGGAACACAUGCGCGAAUGUGUUUCCAGACUUGACCGAAGGAGAUUCUAGCGUUAUGAAUUAAAACUUUGGUUAAAUGGCUUACAAAAUACGUUUAGUCGACAAUAACAGAUUCAGUAAGGAGGAAGGUCGCGGCUGCGUGGGAAUAUCUACUAGUUAGGUCGUCAUUUUAAUACUUUUUAAGUGAAGGGCAACUGGUAUAAUUUUUAAAACUUAUACCGGGUUUGUAAACCCAUUACCCUGUCCAAGUGAAGUCAAAGUGAGGUCAACAUCAGUAUUGUUUAAAAAUUUAUGAUAAUUUAGCGUAUUUGACACUGAAAAUUGUUUCAGGCAAGAAUAAGUUCUUACACUCUUGUCAGUUUCAUUCCAAAACCACACCUGUUUUUAUACCAUAACACGCAAAAUCUAUACUCGAUUUCAGUAAGAACAUUUAAACGGCUCAAAAAUCACGGAAAACGUUUCGGGUCGGCGCACUGUUAUAGGGGGGUUUCAUCUAUACCUUUCAAACAACUGCUACAAUCCAAGACAAAAGUAGUUGGGAAGGUUGUACAACUUAACAGUAGUCUAUUUUAGUCCUCAAAAAAUAUAUUUUUCUCUUUUGCUAAAUAUACCCCAUCCCCUCUAUUCAAUAUGAUAACAGAACAAUUACGCGCACAAACAUUAUAUUAACGUUAUGCUCAACAUUGGGCCAGGGGCGGAGGAAAGAAGGAACCAAAGAGCUAAAAAUGGACAGUGGAACAAGAUUUUUUAAGUCGAGUCGACGAGUCCCUGAAUGAACCACCACUAGUUUAAGAGCAUCUUAUUUUUCCUUUCUCCACGAGAAAAGGCUUAAUUUAAUAGAAAAAAAAAGGUAAAAAAAACUAUGUGUUAAAAUUGAGAAGAAGAUUAGAGAAGCAUACGGCUACUGUAUGGGUCAAUCUUAUUUGAGAUUUUUGUUCCAGUUAGCACAGAAAUCCAAACAAUCUGGAUUGUCUAAAUCCGAAAAAAGAUUAGCUCAAAGAAACGCAACCUUUGUGUCUACCAAUGUUGCCACAAGGAAUUAUUAAACUAUCCAUCCGAAAUUAUCGGACUGAGUGACUUCUUGUUCCUUUGAAGCAAGAGCUACUAAUUUUACGGAGCUUGACAACACUCACAACGAAAUAAUUUAAAAAUUGUUCUUUUGGGAAAUUCACGCUUAACGUUUUGCGAGAAAUAUUUAAGUUAUCUGAAGGAAGUUCAGUUAGGCACAUCAAACAAUGUAAGGGUGGACUUCCACUGUGGCGUAAAAUUUACGCGCGUAAAUCAAAAUAGGACUCAAAUAGAGGCAAUGUAUUCACUACCGAAGUCGUCGAGAAAAUGUAUGAAAGGGCGCGCGUGAACGAAAAAAGGGAACCGAGCACAACUUUUCCGUUUACAUUUGCGCAUGACACUCCAUAAUAAUUUUCUCUAUUUUAUUUACGCGCGUAAAAUUUACAUGCAUUCUCACGUGAAAAAAAAUCCACUCUAAAGCUUAUGAUCGCAUAAUUUGAAUAUACCGAAGCCAAUAAAAUAAAAUAAGAUAUCUUCCAAAGCUCGAAUUUUUUUAAGUCUUGGUCUCGAAUUUUAAAACCGGGGUCUCGCAGUCUCGCAAAGUCUCGAAUUCAGUUUACCAUUAUAUACCCCCUAUAGAUGUCGGUUUAUCGAGUAGAAAUUAGUUGAUUUUAGGAUUACCAUUGAUGACAACUAUGUCUUCCUUAGUUUUGUAAGGCUCGGGUAUCCAGCGCAAUUCCACAAUCAAGCAACUUUAACACAACGUUUUUAAAAACGAGAUACUGGGAAAAGUUCAUUUUUUUUAAUUCACUCAUAAUUUUUCGUAGUUUCUUAAAAUCGUGCGGAAUACUGAAAGAUCCUAUGCCUAGAAGAGCAAAUAUUGUGUUGGACAUUAUUAAUUUCACUUGACUAAUUCAAGGUCACGUGCCAAAUGUGUGAGCAAUCAGUUGACAUACAAGUCGUUGGGGUCGUCUAUUAAGCUUGAGGGUACCUUAACAUAAAAUCUUUCGUCUUCAUAGGUACCUUUUGUGCCAGUUUGACGAUAGUAGGGGAAUUAAACAUUUUCUGGCUGAACUGAAAUAAUUAUUCAAUUUAUCAUUUUUGUUUCCUUUUGUAUUCGCAAACACAGCGGAAUUCGAGUUCGCCGAGACUUGGGUGACGUCUGUCAAAAAAUGUGGAAUGCAUCCGGUAAUAACAUGGUCGUGGGGACGGAUAUGACAGUGGACACAUCACCUACAGCUACAAACUUGUUUACUGUAACUUCGACCGGUCAAAACAAACUCCGGCAGCCAGUAUACACUAGCUUCAAGGGUAAAAGCUACAGUACUUCUCUUCUAUUCUAUGUAAUAUUAUUAACAGAAAAUUAAUCUCGAAUUAAUUAAUUAUUGAAUUAGUUUGUGAAUUGAGUAAUUCUGUAAGCACUGUAUCCGAGAAUAGUUUAAGCUGAAGUUAAAAACAAAACAAAAACAAAAACGAAUAAGAAACAAACAAACAAACAACAGCAGCUGCAGUGACAACAAUUAAAAAAUUUAACAACAUUAACAAAAAACAAUUUUGCAAAAGGCUAGAGUGCCUAAACAAAUGAAGGAGUUCUGAAGUGAGGUCGACGUGUCUUGAAUGAAGAGGAGGCUUCAUCAGUAAAGGUUAGGGAAGUUCCCGGUAUCAUGAAAGCAUUAAAAAGAGUAGCACUGGGUUCUUCUGAGCACACCCUUAUGAUGUGGAUAGCUUUCAAGUACAGCUGGCUUCCUCUCAUCGCUUCUGGCAGUUACUCGGCCAUGGAUUAAUUACCGAAGGUAUUCCACAAGAACCUCAGGUCCACGCUUCACGAUUGGCCAGAAAAUGUCUUGGCGAGAGUUGCUCCCCAGCAACUCUUCUUCAGAUGGGAAAACCGGAAAUUCUGUUUGAAAAUCAAAUAGCUUACGUCACCUAUUUUCAGUUAGUCUAGCGUCAGACAAUAUAGUUGUCAUUCGAGGCGAUGCAAGUUUUCUACUCUUCUUAGUCUUACCAUCUGAUUUGAAUAUAUUGCGUAACGGGUCCUUCACCUAAAAGGUUAAAAAAUUAAUUGUUAAAUAUUUAUGCACGAGAUUUCCAACUGCCGUGGGUGUGUUAGUGAUAAGCAAUAGUUUCGUCCGUGAACACUCCGUUCCGACUGGCUUUUCCCAGGUCUUCGAGAAUGGCCUUCUAGGGAUUUCGUAAGACCAAUUACUGAUGUCCACCUAGGAGGUAAAUUUAAAUGUCGUGUCAUUCCAGGUUCAUGAACCACGACCAAUCAAUAUUUUCGUGCCAGGAGAAGAUACUUAGCUUGUUUUGCGAGAAAUCCAGUACCGAAUAUGGGGGUAAACGUUUGGCAGUAGACAGUUACCGACAGGUAUGACAGCUUCUGCAAGGGAGGUUGGCUGCACCACAUCAUUUGCCAGCGUCUUAAGUGUAUGUGCAUCUUAUUUGCUUUCUUGGAACUAACUUAGUUUUAACAUUCUGCUAAAGCCCUUCUAGAUAACUACAUUUUAGACGAGACAAAGCCAGAAAUUCCUGCUUCACAAAAGGCGUUAGAGGAGGACAACUUCACCAACACUAUCGCCGUCGCAGGAGGUCCCGUAGAUAUUGCUUUUAACUAUCUGAAGACGAAUGGAAAGACUGCAGCAACAGUAAGAUUUGUUUUAUUGAAUUUUUGAUAUUUAUCCUUCUCCGAAUGGCUAGAAGCGUGGAGGAAGCUUUGUGCGGAAGCCAUCCUGCACGUGCACCUUUUCUUUUAAAGCACUGACUUCUUCCAACUUUUCUUGAUUGGCAUAAGGUAUGAUAUUAGAAAUAAUUUCUUUCCUAGCGUGAGUUUUACCAUGUUGGCUAGAAACUCAAGGUAACAAAAGUGAUUCAGCUAAAACUGUCCGGUCACAGCUGUUGAAGGUUGAACCAACAACGCAAUUUUCAGGUUCCUUGUCUUUGGCAUUUAUGUUUCACUGAUUUUCUUGACUGUUGGUUUUCUUGUUUUCUGAAAACUCCAAAAGGACCUAAACGCUUUUAAGGCAGCAUUGAAGACGAUGUGGUUUACUAAAUACGCUAAAGGAAAAUCAGGAGUACCGCAAUAUUCUGGAUUUGAGCAUACAUUUGUUGGUAAGCAUAUUGCCGAAUAAAGAAAUCGGUUUUAAGGCCACGUAGACGUAACCUCCUCCAGUCUCAUAACUCACGCAAAUUACUUUAUGGUUUUGUAUAAACCCAGGGCUUAUAACUUAUUUACAAAUUUUUCGAACAGUUUUUAGUCUUAAUCUUAGAUUAUACAAGACCUUGAUGCCAAAUUCGUUUACUUAUAGCCUGUGCCAGCCUCUCGGUCAGUGCAGACGAGCGAAAAAUGCGGGAAAACAGUAAAAAAACGAGCGAGCGAGGGAAAAAUGACGGGAAGAGAGAAAGGGGGAUCCUGUAAGCAUCUUUACAAAUACCACAGUCCGCCUACUUUCAGAAAAAUCGUUUCUCGUAUCAAAAUGACAAUUAAUUAAACGUUAAAAUGUCAAAAUGUUCACGCACGCUCGCUUUGUUUUUUCUUUGUCUCUGCUUGCGCGAAGCCAAGCUGGGGCUUUCCACAAGCUGCUCAGUAACUUUUUGACAACUUUCAGUAUUUCGAGCAACGUUUUGCAUUCUGAGCAAUUUUCUCUAGUUUUCGACCAAUUCUGAAAUAUCUGAGCAGCUUUUAGUGCUCAAAAUUGACCUUGUUUCCAUACUUCACAAUGUUUUAGUAGACAAUUUAUGAAUUUUCUGUGAAAAAGGAGCCAGAUCCUCUCCCCGCUCCCCCGCUAGGGCAGAUCGUGGGCGCAAGGUUCAUGAAGCAACUUUUGAUUUUUUUUGAGAAACUUUUGAGCAACUUUUUGAGAAGUUAGGGGAAAUUUUUUAGGAAAUCUCGAGCAACUUGCACGUGGAAAGCCCUCGAGUGUGUUUCGUGUGAAGAAGGUCAUUCGACAAUUUUAGUGGCUCAUUACAUUGUUUAGUUUUAAUUGAGGACAAAGUUAUUCAGCGACACUGUUUACGCCACAAAAUUGCAAAAAAUUCUUAGAAAUCUUACUUUUGUUAGUACAAUUUGUAUAUUUUAGCAUCAGACCUAAAAAGGUUUUGUUUUUUCGAGCAACUUUUGAGGAUUUUCGUCACAAAAAGCAACUUUUAAUUGUUUUAUGAACAACUUUUGAGCAACUUUUUGAGAAAUUCCAGGAAACUUUUUGGAAAAUCUCGAGUGGUUGACAUAAAUUGUCAAAAUUGACCAAUCAUAAAGGGUAUACCAGGAGCUGGUAUACCCGAAAGAGGUGUUGAAAACAAUGCUUACUCUUCAGCUUCCCCGUGAUUUUCGAGCAACUUUUCUCGAUGCGCUCUCCCUAAUAUUUUGGAGCCUGGAACAGGCCGAAAACGGCGUUAUCACAGACCUGUCUAUGUUUAGACACCCUGCCACGAAAGUGGACCAAACUUGUGUAUAUCCGGAGCAUGAAAUAUGAAAAAGAUUAGGAAAUGUUUCUGAAUAGAGACAAACAGUUUAAGCUUUUAACCAGUAAUGGUCUGUGCCUUUUUUUGCUGACAAGUCAGUUUUGUGGAACUAUUUAUGUCAAGCGAGAAUAAUAGGUUAUGAUCUAGAUUCGCGCCAAAAUAGACAAGAAUACGUCGAGAGGGUCUUCGAACCAAAAAUUCUGCUAUUUCGUAUUCGGAUAGCCAUGAACUCUUUCCACAAUUGUUUCAGUUCAUUCACGCAUUAAACAGCUAAGCUGCAGCGCUGCUGCCUGGAAACGAGGCUGAUAUUUUAUAUACCUUCGAAUGAGUUGAUUGUUACCCGGCUUUUGAAAUAUGGUAAGCGCCACGUGGUUAUGAAGGAUUUAGCCGGGGGAUUGGGGCCAAUCAGAAACGGUGAAAUAUUUUAGGGUAUAGUGUCACUUCCAACUAUUGAAAGGCGACACUCGGCUAUAGGCCAGAGAUCUUUUAAAUCACACAAACGACAAAAGAAAAAAGGAAGGAAAAGAAUAGAAAAGAUAAACAUCAUUACGUGAAAAAAUCUAAAUAUACAUUUACCCGCACAUCCAAUGCGGUCUAAAUGGAUAAGUAAUACUUUGUUUACAAUCCUGGACUGCCACAAUCGCUGUUAAAUGAGGACGUUUUUGCAUAAAUUGCUUCAUCAGGUGAACUGGGCGUCGACAGAAAGCUAGGAACAACGGUAGUGAAAGGUCUUCACAACUGGUACCAGUUUCUUCUUGAACAGACCGCAGGUAGACUGGCUUACUCUCCACCUCCAAAGAAUGUUGUGGAUACCACUAAAAAGGUAAGGGUUUAAUCUGAAAGGACUGUGAGAUGGCAGGAUGAUAGUAUCCAAACAUGGUCAAUAGAGAUACGCUUCACUAAAACAUUCUAUCCUUCAAUAUCACUUUAGAGUAGCUGUUUUCGGUGAGUAAAUGUCUGUCUCGAAAUCCCCCUCGCGUUACACGGCCUCAUGAUCAGUCAGGGGAGUUUCCGUAAGACAAUUCGCACAUUCAGGAUAAGUGAAACUUCCUCUGAUUUGUAGAAGUAGAACAUGAUACGUUUUUUGCAUCAAAUGGAAACUCGGAAAAAAUCCGAGACGCAGAUGGGAUUCGAACGCACGACCCUCCGUGAUCUAGUCGAAUGCUGUAACCACUGAGCUACUGGAGAUUCGAUGGCGAGAAAGGGUGAAAUGUGAGUCUUUGACUAGAACUGCAUUGCGCGGUCAGGCCGGUGGCCUAUUACAUUUUGCCUGAUUUUGCCCCAUAUUAGGUGAUCCGAAUCCCGGAAUCCGGAAAAAUUUUACCUAUGGAUUCCGGAAUCCUGGGAUUUAAAAACCAGAAAUCAGUUGAAGAAAUCCAGCUUCCUGCUAAGGAUUGGAAUCCAGAAUCCAAUUUUCAAUGACAAGUGAUCCGGAAUCCACGAUGGGGAGGCCAGAAUCCAAGACAAUCUUGGAGUACCUUUUAUGGGUUGAUAUAUUAUGAGCGUAACUGUGCGCUUGUGUUAUCAUAAAGUGAUAUCACUGUUGCUUGUUUGCAGCCACCCUUUAUAAACGUCAAGUUUACUUGGAAUAAAGCUAGCAAGCCACCGGGUAGCAGCUUUUACGUGGGCACAAGUCCUGCAUUUGAAGUGGCGCUUUACACAGCAUGCUUCUUUGGUGAGCCAGGUGACUGCACCUGCAGUGUGGACGGAAAGCCGCUUAAGAUAAAGACCAUCAACUUUAACAAUGCUGGAAUGGUGCUCACCUCUUAUCCUGUAGCAUAAGUCCUUCAGAAUGAUUUAUUAUUACCACGAUGUAGUACAAAG